GGAUGCGCUUGUGAUCUCGUUGGAGGUUCUUAGCAUGACGCGUCUCUACGAACUGCAUUGCUAGAAGUAGCAGUGCUCAUAUCGAGCAGGGCAGUCAAGUGGAUCCAAUAUGGUGCUUGUGGUGCUCUUGGGCUCAUUGGCGGUCCUCUGUGGCAUCUCGGUUUCACUCAAUUAUGCAUUGAGUGAAGUGCGCCGUAGGACAGGGGUAAAAGACGAGGAGGGGGAGGUGGAGCAUUUGCACGAAAGGAACUUUGAUGGUAUCGGGGACUCCACCGAGCUAAAGCAAACCUAUCAUGCUGGGGCAACCGAGACCAUGAUUGCCUUUGGUCUCUCCCUAGCCAUGGGCACAGGACUGCUGGCCUUCCUCUACUUCACUAUCUGGCACAACGGGGGGACCCAACCGAAGCCAAAGUGCAUGCCGCCGACGUGGCAGCAGCGGAUUGCCUUCUUCGGAGACUUGACCGGGUUUUCUCACCCCAUCGCCACAGCCUCGCCCGAUGCUCAGAAGCUGUUUGACCAGGGGAUGUUGCUGUCGUGGAACUUCAACCAGUAUGAGGCGUUCCAGUCCUUCAGCAUGGCCGUCCAGCUGGACCCCACUGCUUCCAUGGCGCCCUGGGGCGUUGCCUACUCCCUGGGACCAGGCGCCAACAGGGAGGUGGUGACUGAGCCGACCUGGUUCCCCUCCUUCAGCCCGGAAGAUUUUCCGGCCUGCCUGGAAGCUGCGCAGAAGUCGCUCGCGCUGGCUCGGCAGGCCGUGGCCGACAACCGCGCAGACCCGCAGGAAAGAAUCACCACCGGACUGGAAGCUGCGCAGAAGGCCGUGGCCCACAACCACGGAGACCCGCAGCUUCUGCAGAAGGAGCUUGCUUACGCGGAAGCUCAGGUGGCCAGGUUUGAGAAUGGGACGGCGCUGCAGCCGGGGCGCAGCAAAGCGCAGCGGCGGUACUCGCAGCUUAUGGAGGGCAUCGGCGACAAAUACAACGAUGUGCACGCGUGGGCAUUGGCGGCAGAGGGGUACAUGACAAAUACACAGUGGAAUUACUACGACGGGUCCGGUCAGCUGCGGCCAGAUGCUGAGGUGGCGGGGCGCCUGAUCAGGCGCGUGCUGGAGGCUGAUGCAGGGAACGCCCUCGCACACCACCUUCACAUCCACCUGGCAGAGACCGCCAGGCAGACCAGUGUUGCGAAUCUGCCGAGCCCCAAGGUAGCAGAGGGUUCGGGCGUGGCUAUGACCUUCACAGCCGGGCCCUGGGAAGACAACUUUGGGCACCUGCUGCACAUGCCCGGCCACAUCUUCAUCAGGGUGGGGCGAUGGAAGGAUGCGGUGACUGCCAACAUUCGGGCAUACGGGGCAGACAUGGCGUAUACGGAGCAGUGCAUGGUGGCAUACGGGCCGGAGCACAACACCGACAUGCUCAUCUAUGCUGCCAACAUGGCCGGCAUGGUUGGAGUGGCGGAGGAGUAUGGGACCAAGCUCCGCUUGUACCAGGAUGUCAUGCACCCUGCUGCCUAUGGCGACUCAACUCGUGAGUGGGCGCAUCUGGUUCUAACAAAGGUGAUAUUUGGCAAGUGGGACGAUAUUCUGGACAUCAAGUCUGUGCCGGAGAAUGCGCGCGGCCAGUGUCCGAUUGGCGGGCCGCAGUAUGCGAAGGCGAUCUUUCACUAUGCGCGGUCUCUGGCGCUAGCGGCCAAGGCGGCGGCGGCAGCUGCGCGCGGAUUCGGGAGUGACAGGGAACGCCUGCUGGGACUGGCGCACGCUGAGCUGGACCUGCUCAAGGCCGCCGAGGAGAAGGUUUUGGAUGAGGAACCGACGGUUCCAGGGGAGCCGCCAGGGGUGUAUGGCUGCGACUACAAGGGUCUUACGCGAAUUGCGAUCCUGCACGCGGGCGCCAGGCUGGACCUUUUGAAGGGUGACUCAGCGGCGGCUGUGGAGAAGCUGGAGGCGGCAAAGGCGGCAGAGGACGGCAUGUCUUACAUGGAGCCGCCGCGGCUGUGGCAGCCCAUCCGCCACUGCCUGGGAUUUGUGCACCUCAACGCCACCGGAGACCAUGCCGCCGCCGACAAGGCAUACAGGGAGGAUUUGGUGGAGCUGCCGCGGAACGGCUGGUCGCUGCUGGGCCUCGGGCAGGUGCUGGCUGCCCAGGGCAGUCCGGAAGGGCAGGGGAUAUUGUCCAAUGACUUUCCCGCCGCAUGGGCCGACGCUGAUGUCACCCUUGACAGCAGCUGCCUGUCGUUUUCCAAGUUCUGAACGGCGCCUGUUCAGAUUUGCGCAAUUGCUGCACGGCCGAUAUCCUGGUCGAGUCUGGAUGGAAGUUGAACAAGGAGAGAGCGGAUUUAGGAAAGAGAGCGCAAGUGCCAGAUUAGGGAGGAAGGGCUCUGCAGAUUCUUGAAGCUGUGAGUAAAUGGCCCCGGGCAAACUUUCAUACAAACUUUGAAGUCUGCGGCUGUUAAGACGGCCAGCAAUGUGAGGCUGUUAUUACUGACAGUUUCUGCGAUUUUCUCAGUGCAAAGUGCCUCCUGGCACAUCAAAUCAGUCGGAGUUUUUGCUGCCAACUUAUGGACAUGUCCAAGGCACGUACAGUCAGGUUUGUGCAAUGAUGGGUGUCGUCUAGUCAGCUGAUCAGCAGCUCACGAGUUAGGGUCGCUUUGUUAUCUCUUCCUCGCUGCAUCUGGAUUUUAGUGCAUCUGUUCCUUUGCGGUGCGUUACUUUAUCCUGCUGAGACAGUGGAUAUAGAGCUCGCUACAGCGUACUAUCACAGUUUGCUUGAGCUGGAUUAAGGUUGACUCAAGCUUCAAGCUGUCAAUCUUGCCUUGUAUAUAUACAUGCAUGUGCAUGCGCAUGCUGGUGCGCAUGAUGAAAUGUGUAAGAAUGAGCACAGCG
Coccomyxa subellipsoidea C-169 is the source of this 2881-nucleotide messenger RNA. RefSeq lists its product as hypothetical. Lineage: Eukaryota; Viridiplantae; Chlorophyta; Trebouxiophyceae; Coccomyxaceae. The record is from RefSeq and is a predicted model, not a curated record. Bases 110 to 2248 code for a protein of 712 amino acids. The transcript has 17 exons. Gene Ontology annotation, cellular component: intracellular anatomical structure.